AUGGAGAAUAUCGUCCCUGUAACACAUCCAGCGUCAGAGCUGGAUGUGGUGACCGAGCAACAGAUGCGCAAGCCGUCUGUCUCCGCCGUUGAGAAACCCCAGGUCAUGGAACGUAGCUGGGGUUUCGCCGCUCGUACCGACAGCACCGUGACGUACGAAGAAUACGUCUACUGGGCCAAGAUCGAGCGUGAGAUGGAGGUUGAAGAGAAUAAAGUGUUCCAGGCUGAGCACGGCUCUCCCCUGAAGGACUCGAUCAAGAACACUUUUUCGAAAUCCGGCCGAGCGAAGACGAAAGCAGCAAAGGAGGCCAGACUUCAGACCUUGGCAACUCUUGCAGAGAAGCAGCCUGGGGGUGUUGUUGUCAAUGAUUCCGACAGUGGUCAUCCGGUUGAGAAUGCGCUGAAGGUCUCAGACGCAGAAUGGCGUAAUGCUGCUCGUGCACUCAGAACUGCUAGCUGGGGCCAGAUGUUCUUCCUCAUCACCACUGACAUUCUCGGUUGGUCGGGUGCACCAUUCGUCUUCGCCAGCGUAGGCUACGGCACAGGUGUAGCUCUCUACCUCAUCUUUGGUGUCUUUGCUGCCUGGGGCGGCUGGGUUAUUUGGAAAGUUUUCCUCGAUCUCGACUCAUCUCGCUACCCAAUGCAGAGCUUUGGUGACCCAUUUUUGCGCCUCUACGGUGUGAAAGCUCGUCAUUUCAUCAAUAUCGCCCAGUCGCUCCAGCAGUUCUUCACCGUGGCUAUCCUGAUCUUCAGUAAGGCUUUGAAUAUUGAGCAGAUUGCUCAUGGCAAGGUGUGCUUUGUGGCUAUGAUGGUUGUCAUCAUGGUCGUUGGCAUGCUUGGAGGAUUCAUUCGGAGCUUGAGAAAGAUUGGAUGGAUUUCGAAUGCUGCCGUGUGGUUGAACAUUGUGAACUUCAUUAUCUGUAUGACUGCUGCCUCACACUUUGCCCCUUACUACCCAGCAAUCACAAGGUCUACACUUAUCAAGACUAUCGAGCCCAUCAAAGUCUUUGCUGGCAUUCCACCAGAUCAGUAUCAACAGCAGUCUCCCGGUUUUGCCGCUACAUUCAACGCUGUGAACACCAUGGUCUACGCAUACGCGGGCGCUCUCCUCUUCGUUGCCUUCCUUUCGGAAAUGAGACAUCCCUUAGACUUCUGGAAGGGGAUGUUUCUUGCCCAGGCUUUCAUUUGUAUCGUCUACAUGUUCUUCGGUGUCUUCGUCUAUUCCUUCUACGGCCAAUAUUCCGCCAACAACAUUGUGAACGUUGUAAAUCCGUAUGGCCUACAGACUGCCGGCAACAUUCUCAGACUUCUCUCCGGUUGGAUUGCCAUCAUCAUGUACUUCAACAUUGGCAUGAAGACUGUGUAUCUAGAGGUUUUCCAGUCCGUUUUCAACUUUCCCUCAAUCGUUGAAAAGAAGGGCAAGAUCCUCUGGUACCUUUUGGGACCAUGUUACUGGAUCCUCGCCUUUGUCGUUGCGGGAGCGGUGCCCAACCUCAACGGCAUCGUCAGCUUGGUCGGUGCUGUCUUCAUGAUGAACUUUACAUACACUUUCCCAGGCAUGAUGUACUUGAGUAGCAUCAUCCACAAGGCUGCUGAGCUUCCUGGCGAAGGCUUCAACCCAGCUACGCGUGAAACAAUCAGGCACGACAGCGGUUUGAAGAGAUGGAUGAGAGGAUACAAGAAGACUUGGCUGAAAAGCACCAUUGCAGUUAUCUACAUUCUCCUUGGCCUCGCAUGCUGUGGAAUGGGCACCUGGGCUGCUGUUGAAGGUUUGAUUGCCGUUUUCGGACCUGGCGGAACCGUCGCCGUCAGCUUCGGAUGCCCUGUGCCUGUGUAG
This is a messenger RNA of Exophiala aquamarina CBS 119918, 1836 nucleotides long. RefSeq lists its product as uncharacterized. NCBI's taxonomy places the organism in Eukaryota, Fungi, Ascomycota, Eurotiomycetes, Chaetothyriales, Herpotrichiellaceae. The coding region runs from base 1 to 1836 and encodes 611 amino acids. Gene Ontology annotation, biological process: amino acid transmembrane transport. The transcript is spliced from 3 exons. Gene Ontology annotation, molecular function: amino acid transmembrane transporter activity. The record is from RefSeq and is a predicted model, not a curated record. Gene Ontology annotation, cellular component: vacuolar membrane.